Messenger RNA from Chrysemys picta bellii (western painted turtle), 1416 nucleotides. RefSeq lists its product as uncharacterized. The record is from RefSeq and is a predicted model, not a curated record. Lineage: Eukaryota; Metazoa; Chordata; Testudines; Emydidae.
AUGGAAAUCGUGGUCAGUGGAAGGUUGAAGACCAGACCCGGUGGUUGCCUGGCUCUCAGUCUGAUGCACCUUCCUCAAGGCUGCAGGGUACGUUGAGGUGACCUGUACCCCCUCUGCACAGAUACACGGACAAACUGGGAGCUGCAUGAUGCUUGGCCAGGCUGACAGUCCCUGGGUUUCUUGGAUUUUGCAAAGCCCUCUGCUUACUCUGAUCACAGUAGAUUUCGCCUGAAGUCUAGAGACAAUGUGUGAUGGAGGCAGGAAGCGAUGAGACUUUAUCAACUUCCUGCAGCUGGAGCCACCAGCUGAGUUCCUCAUUUGGGGCUCGGUGGAGCUGGGCACCGGGGUGUUGGAGGAAGCACUGAGGGCCCCUCACUGCUCCCAUCAUGACAGCUGCUCUCAUGAUCCUCUUCCUUGGCUGCUGGCUGGCCGGGCAGAGCAGGGUGUCGGGAGGGGGAACCAACAUGACUCAGCCGGGAACAGCGCCGGCUCCCACCCGCCCAGGCAGCACGGGGCCAGGUACCGAGUCUGGGGGCAGGAACUCGUCAUCAACCCUCACAGAAACAGAGGGAACUGACCCAGCUGGGACCCAGCAGCCGGAUCCCCCCAUGACGAAACCAAAGGGAGAAGACGCUGGUUCUAUUCCUGCAAGGGCAACUAACUUGACUCAGCCGGGAACGACGCCGUCUCCCACCCAACCAGGCAGCGCGGGGCCAGGUACCGAGUCUGGGGGCAGGAAAUCGCCAUCAACCCCCCCAGAAACAACGGGAACCGACCCAGUCCAGCCUGGAGCGGUGCCGGCUCCCACCUGCCCGGACAGCGUGAACCCAGGUGGAUCAGAAUCACCGAAGCUGGCAACGACGUUGGCAUCUCUGGAUCCGACCAGCCCCAUCAUCUUCGGGAUGAGCACAGCAGCCACUGUCCUCCUCCUCCUCCUUCUCGUGGCCUUGGUCUGCUUCAGAAAAACCCGAGCCAUUCAACAGAGUAAUGAAGAUCUACUUUCUGCAGAACAGUUUCAGCAACAGUAAACCAAAGAAAUCUCAAAAGAUCUCAGUGAUGCGGUCAUCUUCCUCAAACGAACAUAUUCCGCCAACUUUAAAUUGGAUUGCAAGCCAAAGGAAUUGCUUCAAGAAAUAUUCAAACUUGGACUCUCCGGGGUGUUUCCUAAUAUCACAAUUGCAUUGUGUAUAUUGUCAGUUUGCCUGCAUCAGUGGCUCCAGGUGAACGCACCUUCAACGUGUUGAAGCAGGUAAAGAACUAUCACCGUUCAACUAUGGGACAAGAGCGUUUGAAUGGGCUCGCCAUGCUUAAUAUCAACUGCGACAUUGCACGAAAGAAAGAUUUUUUCCUCAGUAAUUAGUGCAUUUGCACAGAAAAAGGCUAGAAAAGCAUUUGUUAAAUAAAAAAAUAAUCAAA